Balaenoptera acutorostrata (minke whale) is the source of this 1783-nucleotide messenger RNA. It is a transcript of the gene NUCB2, whose product is annotated as nucleobindin 2. Bases 367 to 1629 code for a protein of 420 amino acids. NCBI's taxonomy places the organism in Eukaryota, Metazoa, Chordata, Mammalia, Artiodactyla, Balaenopteridae. The transcript has 14 exons. The record is from RefSeq and is a predicted model, not a curated record. Gene Ontology annotation, molecular function: calcium ion binding. Gene Ontology annotation, cellular component: extracellular exosome; endoplasmic reticulum-Golgi intermediate compartment.
GGUGGGUCCUGAGAUAAAGCUCAGGUCUUCGCCUACCCUGCCCCGGCAGUAAGGAUGGUGGGAGCUCCACGGUUGGGCGGGCACGGUGGAGAGUGGCUUCCAGCUCGAGCUUGAGACGCGGGGUCUCUUUCUCCGUUCCACUCGCUGCCGGGCACCCAUGCUUUCUUUGCGGUCGAUGAAAGUGGCAGGCUCAUGGCGAGGAGCAGGCGGGGGAACCUGUUAAGAGUCAGUUCUUAGCGAAAAAGCAUUGAGCCAGGAGCCAGACCCACCUCUUCACUAACUGAUCUUGCACAAGUCAUCUUACCUCUCUGGAUCUCAGUUGCCUGAUCUGUAAAAAGGAGAUAAAAAUUCUUUACCUGUUUGAAGAUGAAGUGGAGGACCAUCCUACUACAAUAUUGUUUUCUCUUGGUUACAUGUAUACUUACUGCUCUUGAAGCUGUGCCUAUAGACAUAGACAAGACAAAAGUAGAAAAUGCUCAACCUGUGGACAGUGCAAAGAUAGAACCACCAGAUACUGGACUUUAUUAUGAUGAAUACCUCAAGCAAGUGAUUGAUGUGCUGGAAACAGAUAAUCAUUUCAGAGAAAAGCUCCAGAAAGCAGACAUAGAGGAAAUAAAGAGUGGGAGGCUAAGCAAAGAACUGGAUUUAGUAAGUCACCAUGUGAGGACAAAACUUGAUGAACUGAAAAGGCAAGAAGUGGCAAGGUUAAGAAUGCUGAUUAAAGCUAAAUUGGAUUCCCUUCAAGAUACAGGCAUAGACCACCACGCUCUUCUAAAACAAUUUGAUCAUCUAAAUCACCUGAAUCCUGAGAAGUUUGAAUCUACAGAUUUAGAUAUGCUAAUCAAAGCGGCUACAAGUGAUCUGGAACACUAUGAUAAGGCUCGACAUGAAGAAUUUAAAAAAUAUGAAAUGAUGAAGGAACAUGAAAGGAGAGAAUAUUUAAAAACACUGAAUGAAGAAAAGAGAAAAGAAGAAGAAUCUAAAUUUGAAGAAAUGAAGAGAAAGCAUGAAAAUCAUCCCAAAAUUAAUCAUCCAGGAAGCAAAGAUCAACUAAAAGAAGUGUGGGAAGAGGCUGAUGGAUUGGAUCCUAAUGACUUUGACCCCAAGACAUUUUUCAAAUUACAUGAUGUCAAUAGUGAUGGCUUCCUAGAUGAACAAGAAUUAGAAGCCCUAUUUACUAAAGAGUUGGAGAAAGUAUAUGACCCCAAAAAUGAAGAGGAUGAUAUGGUAGAAAUGGAGGAAGAAAGGCUUAGAAUGAGGGAACAUGUAAUGAAUGAGGUUGAUACUAACAAAGACCGAUUGGUGACUCUAGAAGAGUUUUUGAAAGCUACAGAAAAAAAGGAAUUCUUGGAGCCAGAUAGCUGGGAGACAUUGGAUCAACAACAGUUCUUCACAGAGGAAGAACUAAAGGAAUAUGAAAAUAUUAUCUCCAUACAAGAAACUGAACUUAAGAAAAAGGCAGAUGAGCUUCAGAAACAAAAAGAAGAGCUACAACGUCAGCAUGACCAACUUGAGGCUCAGAAGCUGGAAUACCAUCAGGUUUUACAGCAGAUGGAACAAAAAAAAUUACAACAAGAAAUUUCCCCAUCAGUGCCUGGUGGAGAAUCAAAGAUCCAGCCACGCAUUUAAAGUCCGAAGUCCACCAGAACUUAGAAUAAAAUUGUUACAUCAUCAUGUGUGUCAUCUUUUUACCUCCCUUCCUUUUCCUCUGCUCAAUAAAUAUUUUAAAGCAUAUGUGGAAUAAAGGAAGAUACUUUUAAAAUGAGAACGUAUUUUUUUUUUU